AUGGACGAAGAAAAUUUCGAUAAUUUGUUCAACUUUGUGCUGGACAAUGCUGUUAAUAAAUUAGAACCAUCACUACAUACACGUAAACAACGACGAUGGCGUGAUAAGAAAAAAGAUAAAUUAUAUUGUACUCAAAUAUCUUUGCCUCCUUUACUGAUUAAACAAAUUAAAGAAUCAAAUCAAUAUUUAUCCAAAACUAAUGAAAAUUUUGAAGAUGUUGCUGCUAAUAAUCCAGUUUUUAAUGAUAAUAUACUUGUUCAUCAUAUACUUAUGGAUGAUACAAACACUGAUGGUGCAGAUGCUAGUGGUACAUUAGAUGAUGAUACACAUACUAUUGGUACAUUUGAUGAUGAUACACUUGUUGAUAAUUAUAUACUCGACGACGAUGAUUAUAUUUAUAAAUUCAUAUGA
Messenger RNA from Rotaria sp. Silwood1, 411 nucleotides. NCBI's taxonomy places the organism in Eukaryota, Metazoa, Rotifera, Eurotatoria, Philodinida, Philodinidae. The record is from the annotation of a GenBank genome assembly.